Messenger RNA from Camelus dromedarius (Arabian camel), 6128 nucleotides. RefSeq names its product glutamate metabotropic receptor 1 (gene GRM1). Gene Ontology annotation, biological process: G protein-coupled glutamate receptor signaling pathway; regulation of synaptic transmission, glutamatergic. The record is from RefSeq and is a predicted model, not a curated record. Gene Ontology annotation, molecular function: adenylate cyclase inhibiting G protein-coupled glutamate receptor activity; G protein-coupled receptor activity involved in regulation of postsynaptic membrane potential. Bases 443 to 4030 code for a protein of 1195 amino acids. Gene Ontology annotation, cellular component: postsynaptic density membrane; plasma membrane. NCBI's taxonomy places the organism in Eukaryota, Metazoa, Chordata, Mammalia, Artiodactyla, Camelidae. The transcript is spliced from 9 exons.
AGGGCACUAGUGUACAGCCCAGAUUGCAUCCUUGCACCGUCUGGAUUAGAGCUGAGGCGUCUGCGAACCGAGCGUGGCCGCGGUCCUCUGGCCGGGGGACCAUAGCGCUGUCUACCCGGACUCAGCGUCCAGCUCACCACAGCCAUCACGACACCCAUUGUACCCUUGGUCAGUUUACUUUGAUGCAGCAGUGAAGAAGGGGGACUUGAAUUCCCCUAGAGACGCCUCCAGGGCGUGGAGGUGGUCGUGGAGAACGAGGAGGAGGAGGAGGAAGAGAAGGAGGCUGGGGUGCAGGCGGCGAAGGAGUCGGACGAGCGGUAUUGGCUAGCGGGACGGAGCAGGGAGAAGCAGGCAUCAGGUCCACACGGUGAGCGCUCAGAGCCGGCUGGCUGGACCAGCGUGGGAACGCGGCUGGCCGGCUGUGGACCGCGUCCUCAGCACAAUGGUCUGGCUCCUCUUGGUUUUCUUCCCAGCUAUCUUUUUGGAGAUGUCCCUUCUUCCCAGAGGCCCGAGCAGGAAAACGUUGCUGGCGGAAGCCUCGUCUCAGCGCUCGGUGGCCAGAAUGGACGGAGAUGUCAUCAUUGGGGCCCUCUUCUCAGUCCACCACCAGCCUCCGGCAGAGAAGGUGCCCGAGAGGAAGUGUGGGGAGAUCAGGGAGCAGUAUGGCAUCCAGAGGGUGGAGGCCAUGUUCCACACAUUGGAUAAGAUCAAUGCAGACCCAGUCCUCCUGCCCAACAUCACCCUGGGCAGUGAGAUCCGAGAUUCCUGCUGGCACUCCUCGGUGGCUCUGGAGCAGAGCAUUGAGUUCAUCAGGGACUCUCUGAUUUCCAUUCGAGAUGAGAAGGAUGGGCUCAACCGGUGCUUGCCUGAUGGCCAGACCCUCCCCACAGGCAGGACUAAGAAGCCCAUUGCAGGCGUGAUCGGUCCGGGCUCCAGCUCUGUAGCCAUUCAAGUGCAGAACCUGCUCCAGCUGUUUGACAUCCCCCAGAUUGCAUAUUCUGCCACAAGCAUCGACCUCAGUGACAAAACUUUGUACAAAUACUUCCUAAGGGUUGUCCCUUCUGACACUUUGCAGGCAAGGGCGAUGCUUGACAUAGUCAAACGUUACAAUUGGACCUAUGUCUCUGCAGUCCACACUGAAGGGAAUUACGGGGAGAGCGGAAUGGAUGCUUUCAAAGAGCUGGCUGCCCAGGAAGGCCUCUGCAUCGCUCAUUCAGACAAAAUCUACAGCAAUGCAGGGGAGAAGAGCUUUGACCGACUCCUGCGCAAGCUCAGAGAGCGGCUUCCCAAGGCCAGAGUGGUGGUCUGCUUUUGUGAAGGCAUGACUGUCCGAGGCCUCCUGAGCGCCAUGCGGCGCCUUGGCGUCGUAGGCGAGUUUUCACUCGUUGGAAGUGAUGGCUGGGCAGACAGAGAUGAAGUCAUUGAAGGUUAUGAGGUGGAAGCCAACGGGGGAAUCACGAUAAAGCUACAGUCUCCAGAGGUCAGGUCAUUUGAUGAUUAUUUCCUGAAACUGAGGCUGGACACUAACACAAGGAAUCCUUGGUUCCCUGAGUUCUGGCAACAUCGGUUCCAGUGCCGCCUACCAGGACACAUUCAGGAAAAUCCCAACUUUAAAAGAAUCUGCACAGGCAAUGAAAGCUUAGAAGAAAACUAUGUCCAGGACAGUAAGAUGGGGUUUGUCAUCAACGCCAUCUACGCCAUGGCGCACGGGCUGCAGAACAUGCACCACGCCCUCUGCCCCGGCCACGUGGGCCUCUGCGAUGCCAUGAAGCCCAUCGAUGGCAGCAAACUCCUGGACUUCCUUAUCAAGUCCACGUUCGUCGGCGUGUCUGGAGAGGAGGUGUGGUUUGAUGAGAAAGGGGAUGCUCCUGGAAGGUAUGAUAUCAUGAACCUGCAGUACACUGACGCUAAUCGCUAUGACUAUGUUCACGUUGGAACCUGGCAUGAAGGGGUGCUGAACAUUGAUGAUUACAAAAUCCAGAUGAACAAGAGUGGAGUGGUACGGUCUGUGUGCAGUGAGCCUUGCUUAAAGGGUCAGAUUAAGGUUAUACGGAAAGGAGAAGUCAGCUGUUGCUGGAUUUGUACUGCCUGCAAAGAGAAUGAAUUUGUGCAAGAUGAAUUCACCUGCAAAGCUUGUGACUUGGGAUGGUGGCCCAGUGGAGAUCUAACAGGCUGUGAACCCAUUCCUGUCCGCUACCUGGAGUGGAGCAGCAUAGAAUCCAUCAUAGCCAUUGUCUUUUCCUGCCUGGGCAUCCUCGUUACUUUGUUCGUCACGCUCGUCUUUGUGCUGUACCGGGACACGCCAGUGGUCAAGUCCUCCAGUCGGGAGCUCUGCUACAUUAUCCUGGCCGGCAUCUUCCUCGGUUACGUGUGCCCUUUCACUCUCAUUGCCAAACCGACCACCACAUCCUGCUACCUCCAGCGCCUCCUGGUUGGCCUCUCCUCUGCCAUGUGCUACUCUGCUUUAGUGACCAAAACCAAUCGCAUUGCACGCAUCCUGGCGGGCAGCAAGAAGAAGAUCUGCACCCGGAAGCCCAGGUUUAUGAGCGCCUGGGCCCAGGUGAUCAUCGCCUCAAUUCUGAUUAGUGUGCAGCUAACCUUGGUGGUAACCCUGAUCAUCAUGGAGCCCCCGAUGCCCAUCCUGUCUUACCCAAGUAUCAAAGAGGUCUACCUUAUCUGCAAUACCAGCAACCUGGGUGUGGUGGCCCCUCUGGGCUACAAUGGACUCCUCAUCAUGAGCUGUACCUACUAUGCCUUCAAGACCCGCAACGUGCCCGCCAACUUCAAUGAGGCCAAAUACAUCGCCUUCACCAUGUACACCACCUGCAUCAUCUGGCUGGCUUUCGUGCCCAUUUACUUUGGGAGCAACUACAAGAUCAUAACUACCUGCUUUGCAGUGAGCCUCAGUGUGACGGUGGCCCUGGGGUGCAUGUUCACUCCUAAGAUGUACAUCAUUAUUGCCAAGCCCGAGAGGAAUGUCCGCAGUGCCUUCACCACCUCGGACGUGGUCCGCAUGCAUGUUGGCGAUGGCAAGCUGCCCUGCCGCUCCAACACUUUCCUCAACAUUUUCCGAAGAAAGAAACCAGGGGCAGGGAAUGCCAAUUCUAAUGGCAAGUCUGUGUCAUGGUCUGAACCAGGUGGAAGACAGGUGCCCAAAGGACAGCACAUGUGGCACCGCCUCUCUGUGCACGUGAAGACCAGUGAGACGGCCUGCAACCAGACAGCCGUCAUCAAACCCCUCACUAAAAGUUACCAAGGCUCCGGAAAGAGCCUGACCUUUUCAGAUACCAGCACCAAGACCCUUUACAACGUGGAGGAGGAAGACGCCCAGCCGGUUGGCUUCAGCCCUCCCAGCAGUCCUUCGAUGGUGGUGCACCGACGCGUGCCAACCGCGGUGAGCACCCCGCCUCUGCCGCCCCACCUGACUGCAGAGGAGACCCCCCUCUUCCUGGCCGACCCGGCCGUCCCCAAGGGCUUGCCCCCUCCCCUCCAGCAGCCGCCGCCGCCCCCGCCACAGCCACCGCAGAAAUCUCUCCUGGACCAGCUGCAGGGGGUGGUCACCAAUUUCAGCACCGGGAUCCCGGAUUUCAACGCGGUGCUCGCAGUCCCUGGGGGUCCGGGAAACGGGGUGCGGUCCUUGUUCCCGCCCACGGCGGUCCCUCAGCACCUGCAGAUGCUGCCGCUGCAGCUGAGCACCUUCGGGGAGGAGCCCGCCUCCUCGCCAGCGGAGGACGACGACGACGAUGACAGCGAGAGGUUCAAGCUCCUGCAGGAGUACCUGUAUGAGCGGGAGGGGAACACGGAGGAAGACGAGCUGGAAGAGGAGGAGGAGGACCUGCAGGCGGCCAGCAAACCGACCCUAGAGGAUUCGCCUGCCCUGACGCCUCCGUCCCCCUUCCGCGACUCGGUGGCCUCGGGUAGCUCGGUGCCCAGCUCCCCCGUGUCCGAGUCGGUGCUGUGCACGCCUCCCAACGUGACCUACGCCUCUGUCAUUCUGAGGGACUAUAAGCAAAGCUCUUCCACCCUGUAGGGAGGAGGUGUCCACAGGGAAACGCAGAGGUGUCAAGGAGAAGCAGCACCUCCGGAGACAGAAAGCUGGAGAAGCGGAGGCUGGAGGGUGAAGUCAGGAGCAAGGAGGAGACCGCUGCGGCUGCCUUAGUAAGGUGGGCGUGCGAGAUGCUGGACUCCGCAAGCAAAAAGUGAUCCGGGAGAGGAUUCCAAUUCUUGAAUUAUUCAAAAGCCUUCUCUGGGAAGAAAGGGAGUUCUGACAAAGCACAAUCCCAUAUAGUACUUAACUUUUAUUGCAAAAAACAAACAAAAUCAACCAACAUAAUCUUUUCGGACAAUUGCGCAUAGAUACACAUGCCCACACACUCUUGGCCACCUUGAAACAGGACUGCGCAUGGGAACCACCCAGCUGAAUCAUUAACUCACCAUCAUGGUAUUCCUAGCGAGGAUGGUGGAGCCAGACAGAGCAGAUGGGUGACGGAGGGGCAGACACAGAACCACCCAGAGAACAGUGAUGAACAGCAGCUCAUUGCUCUCAAGCCCUUCUCCCUGCUUGUCCCACAGUGUCUCCAGGACACUCGGAACCCGCCCCAAAAGGGGCCUCUCUUCACCCCCUGCACCACAUCCAGGGCCAGCCUCGCGAUCACCCUUGGAGAAAGGUGCAUGUGUGGGCACCCUGCUGCUCUGUGAAUUCCCUCUAUUUAGGAAAACAGGAAUAAGGGCAAAAUCAUCACCAAAAAGCACUCCAUCAGGAGUGCUUCUGGAGGAUGGGAUGAGAAGCAGGAUACUACAUGAGCUUGGGGCUUUGAACAAGUCAGUCAACAAAAUCGGCUUCCCACAUCUGAUACUUGUUUAGUGGUGAUUUGGGGAAAAGGCCGGACGAGAUUGUUUUGAGAGUGGCAGAAGACUUUUUGUGGAUUUGCUUGUGUGCCAAGGGGGCUCUCCUUGCCUUUUCGUUAAAGAGAACAAACCAUGUGGCAGAAUUGUUACCUUCCAUUUACUGUAGCAAAUAAUACUUACCAGUUGAACUUCUAAGAUGCGGUAUGUGUACUUGGUGCCAUUGUUUCUCCUAUGUACUACAGAAACAAAUCCAUCUUUGAACUUAACGGUGUACUCAUAGCAACUAUUAGUGGUUUCAGUGACAAGAUUCAAUUGUCACUGAAGUCCCCGUAACUAGCAAGUGAAUGUGUUCUUGUGUCCUUGUAUAUCUGUGAUAAUAAAAUUUGUGCAAUGUAAUGUCAAACUAACUGCAACUAGAAGAUUGUCUUUCUGAUAUAGUAUUAAUAUUUUUAUGUUCCAAUGACAUUUUAUAUACCAUUGCCAUCAAUAUCUACAGGAGCUCUUUGAAGGUCUGAGUGCUCUGGUCCAAUGUUUUUCAUAUGCUGCUCAGAUGGUCCUUCUUCUAAGAGGGAACUUAUUUUUCAGAUAUUUUAUGAUGUGGAAAUAUGUUAUUAAUGAAGUGGUUAAUAUUGUAUUGUAUUAAAAGUUCACAAAAACUGUGGGGAACAAUAAAAAGGUACAUUUUAUAAAUUUGCAGACAUCAUGAUUAAAACGUAAGAUUGAAAUGACAGUAUUUAUGUUAUUUCAAGUUACUUUAGAUUUUUUUUUUUUUUUGAAUUUUCCACAGCUACUUAAGCUUGUGCUUAACACAUAUACUAACCUCUGAGUCUGGUCAUGAUUUCUCAAAUUAUUUUUCGUUACUUUUUCAUUUUUUUAAAUUUUUAUUUCCAUGUUCUUUAAAUUCCUAUCUAUGCUGUCUUAACUCAUCUUUUUAUUUUUGUUAUUUGCAGUGUGUAAUAUCCACGUGCGUGUAAUUUGGUUGUUUCACUUCUGAUCUCACUUUUUACCCCAAAUAAGAGAGAUUUUUCUUGCUGUUUUGAUUUCUUGUAUUAUUUGGGGAUGAAUCAGAUCCCCUUAGAUAUCUUUGUUUAUGCCUUAUGUUCAGUCAUGUUUAAUAUGCUUCCUUCCUGUUGAAGCUGCUGAUUUCUAGCCAAAAAUCAUCUCAGAACCUUUAAAUACACAUGGUAUCAUUUAUUCAGUUUAACAUCCACUCCAAUGUUUGAGACUCACAUUCUUAUGUCUUCCCAUAUUCUACUGCCAAGUUUAGAAAGUUUUAUAUC